Racocetra persica is the source of this 136-nucleotide messenger RNA. NCBI's taxonomy places the organism in Eukaryota, Fungi, Glomeromycota, Glomeromycetes, Diversisporales, Gigasporaceae. The record is from the annotation of a GenBank genome assembly.
AGAACCAGAAAGUAGUGACCAGUAUUUACUAAGUGAUUAUGAUUCUAAUGAAGAAAUAGAUAUAUUUAGCAGUAUAGAAUUUGAUAACUCUAAUGAGCCUAAUGCGGAACUAACAUUAACUAUUCAACCUUGGUAG